This is a messenger RNA of Heterocephalus glaber (naked mole-rat), 1378 nucleotides long. NCBI's taxonomy places the organism in Eukaryota, Metazoa, Chordata, Mammalia, Rodentia, Bathyergidae. The record is from RefSeq and is a predicted model, not a curated record.
UCCCGGUUCCCCGAGGCUGGAGGAGCCAUUUCGUUCCUGCCACCCGAGGGACUGGGGCCACGUCCUUCCAGGGCCAGGCCAGGCUCACUGCAGCCCAUGAUGUAUGCAGACAUUGCCUGCUGGUUUGGCAAUCAGAGGAAGAUGAAGGCCCACGCUCCCGCACCCCCGGGGAAGCCUGCCCCACUGCGUGUCCCAGCAGACCGGACGCCGCCCGGAGACGCGGCCCUCGGCUGCCCCCAGAACCUGAUCCACCAGCAGGAGGCGCUGCGCAACAGCACGCUUGACGUCACCGUGGUCCUGCCCAGCGGGCUGGAGAAGCAAAGCGUGGUCAGCGGCAGCCACGCAAUGAUGGAUCUGCUGGUUGAGCUCUGCCUGCAGAAUCACCUGAAUCCUUCCCACCAUGCACUGGAGAUCCGGUCCUCGGAAACCCAACAGCCUUUGAGUUUUAAGCCAAAUACUCUGGUCGGGACCUUGAAUGUGCACACUGUGUUUCUGAAAGAGAAAGUUCCAGAAGAGAAGGCCAAGCCCGGCCCCCGCAAGGUGCCCGAGAAGUCCGUGCGCCUGGUGGUGAAUUACCUGCGGACACAGAAGGCUGUGGUGCGCGUGAGCCCCGACGCGCCGCUCCGGAGCAUCCUGCCGCUCAUCUGCGCCAAGUGCGACGUCCGCCCCGAACACGUGGUCCUGCUGCGCGACAGUGCAGCCGGCGAGGAGCUGGAGCUGUCCAAGUCCCUCAGCGAGCUGGGCGUGAAGGAGCUGUACGCCUGGGACAACCGGAGAGAAACAUUUAGAAAAUCGUCACUUGGCAACGACGAGACAGAUAAUGAGAAGAAAAAAUUUCUGGGAUUUUUCAAAGUUAAUAAAAGAAGCAAUAGUAAGGGCUGCCUGACGAUGCCCAACUCCCCAUCUGCACACGCGCGCUCCCUGAGUCUGGGGCCGGCCCUGUCCCUGGGCAACAUCUCGGGGGUGUCCAUGAAGUCGGAGAUGAAGAAGCGCCGGGCCCCGCCUCCUCCGGGCUCCGGGCCACUGGUCCAAGACAAGACACCAGAAAAGGUGUCCCUGGGCUCACAGGUUGACUUGCAGAAGAAGAAGCGGCGGGCACCAGCCCCCCCUCCACCACAGCCACCGCCACCCAGUCCCCUGGUCCCCAACCGCAGGGAGGACAAGGAGGAGAACCGGAAGAGCACCAUGGUGUACUGCUGCGCCUCUUUCCCCACCCACGCCAAGCGCCUCUGACGGCUCCUCCUGACCUGACCCACGCCUGCCUGCGGGCUCUGCUGUCCUGCCGCUGCCUCCUUCUUCGCCUUUCUGGGUAAAAAGGCUCAUUGCUAUCCACAAUUCGUGUUCCUUGGAAUUUACAUAUAAAUGCACACUUUGCAGA